Cercospora beticola is the source of this 2911-nucleotide messenger RNA. It is a transcript of the gene TMA64, whose product is annotated as Tma64p. The record is from RefSeq and is a predicted model, not a curated record. Gene Ontology annotation, molecular function: translation initiation factor activity; RNA binding. Gene Ontology annotation, biological process: translational initiation; formation of translation preinitiation complex. Lineage: Eukaryota; Fungi; Ascomycota; Dothideomycetes; Mycosphaerellales; Mycosphaerellaceae.
CGAUGGAGCGUCGUCAGUGAACGCCGAGGCGACUGUUCAGUCGACAUAUUACAAAGGCGAGGUGAGGUGAGGUGGGCUGCAGGCGCACCGAGAGGUGAUGCCUGAACUCCUGGAUUGCGCGCGGAAUGCACGCGGCCCUCCACGUGCAGACAGGCACGACCCCUCCACCUCGUCAUCGCAGUGCUAGGAUCCCGAGCUUCGCCCUCCAGAUUCGCGAACUUCGCGUCCAUCGCGCGUACACUCGAUUGCAUUCUCCAGUCCCUACCGUCGUCAUGUUCAAGAAGAAGCCCAUCAUCAAGCCACAGGCUCCUAUGCGAUCAUCUGAUCGACGCAAGCUCGCCGACCAGAUCAUCAAGGACUUCGACCUGGACAGUAAAGCCGUCGACGACGAAACUCCUGAACAGAAGGCAGAGGCAACCGCUGCUCACAGUGCUCUACGGAACUCUCUUCUCCCCGAGAACACACAGUCGACGACGUUCAAGCGGCCGGAAGCGCAGCAAGCCUCAGGCACUCUAUACGUCGGUAGCCAGGAUGGAGAAGAGUCGAGAAUACUGUGGUUUCAGGUUGAAGGACAAAUGAUACCCUCAGUCUACACACUUUGGCGUCAUCCCGACCUCGUGCCUUUGCUGCACACACCAGACAUCGUUAUCAAGAAACUGCAAGGUGGUGCAGAUCUGAUGAUUCCUGGCCUGUUCGGCGGGCCGCCUUUUCCUCCUCGAGCUAGAAAGGGUGCCGUGGUGGCCAUAGCAGCGCUUGAACGGCCCUCCAUCCCUGUAGCAGUAGGAGUGUGCGUCAUUGAUGUCUGUGAUCUACAGAAGGUAAGAGGCGAGAAAGGAAAAGCAGUGGAAAAUAUGCACUUUCUCGGAGAUGAAUUGUGGUCGUGGGGCCACUUGGGGAAGCCAGGCCAACAGCCUCCAGAAGAGGUCGAGGGACGGACCAAAAUCUUACAGAAUCGAGGACUAUUGGAACAAGUAGCAGACCUUGACCUGGAGGACCAAUAUGAAGCAGGUGGGGUGGCACUUGGGGACUCUGCAACCAACGGCAGCGCCAACACCAGGGCCGUCGAUGUGCCUGCGGACAGCGAGGAAUCCAGCGAGAAUGUAAAAGCCAAAGAAUUGUCGCAAAAGGAAAUCGACGAAGCCUUUCGGAACGCUUUUCUCUUUGGUAUCAACCACUACAAGAGCUCCAAUCCUAACGCCAAAAAUUACGGCCUCGACUUCCCGCUAACGCAGACUGUGAUCAUGUCAACCUUGGUCCAGCCGUUUCUACCGGCGUACACACCAGAGGAGGCGCAGCAGCUACAGAUCAAGAAGACAUCUUGGAAGAAUAUCAAGAAGUUUGUCAAGAGCUUGGACAAAGCUAAGAUCGUGAAAUCGAAGGACAAAGAUGGCAAUGAGACGACAAUAAUCGACGUUGAUUUCGAUGAUGCGGCUGUUGUCAACUUCAAGCCAUACCGACUGCCAAAGAAGGAGAAUGCGAGCGGUACAUCACUUGGCCGAGGAGAAGCAGGGACAGCAAAAACCGAUGUCGGCGAUGAUUCCAUCGGGCAGAAGCUGCAAGUAAUCUCUUCCUACAAACCGGCUGCCAAGCUGCAGCCUAUUUUUGAUGCAGUGUCCAGUACGAAGCAACAGUACACGCCGCCGGAAGUGCGUGAGCUUGUCACGGCAUAUCUCGAAAAGGAGAACCUCAUAUCCGAGACAAACAAGCGGUUGGUCAAACUCAAUCCAGUCCUGGCCAACGCCGUCUUCGAUGGCUCUGGCUCACUUGACAAGGAAGUGCUAGCCAAGGGCACCGUACCGCGAGAUGCACUCAUCGAUCGCGUGUUGCACGGGAUGGCGCAGCAGCACACCAUCGUCCGCCAAGGGGUGGAUCCGGCCAGUGUGAAAGCAAAGAGCGGUGCAGCGCCAAAAAUACACAUUACAUUGGAGACAAGAAGUGGCAACAAGACCGUGACAAAGGUCUCUGGCCUCGAGGUCUACCACGUCAACCCAAGACCUUUGGCGGAUGAGCUGAGAAAGACGUGUGCUGGCAGCACAAGUGUUGAACCUCUCGCUGGCGCCGCAAAGAAGAACGAGAAGGAAGUCCUUGAGGUCAUGGUGCAGGGACCACAGAAGGAUGCAGUAGUCAAAGCACUUGAGCGCAGAGGCGUUGACAAGCGAUGGGUGGAAGUGCUUGACAAGACCAAGGGGAAGAAAUGGUGAGCUCCAAUACGAAUGGUAUCAUGGAGCCCAGGCAGACAUGUUGGGUGCUCCAUCGCCCCUCGGGCUACCUCAAUCUCGUUUCCACGGGUUUCCCAUUGCGAUUCUCACUUUUACAGCACGAAAAGAAUCACAAACACAGACAGGGGCACCGCAAGAAACAGCACGCGAUGAUAGGUCGCGUUGUCAGUCCCUGGACGCAUUCUGCACACCACAAGCCAUUGAGCUCGGCCUGCCCACGAUCCACUUCAUCAACGUUGUUCCACCAUUGUGCUGGCUUAGGCCUUGGCUGUGAUCCAAACUCACCGGUGAAAGGUGGUCGCGUUUCAGAGAGGUUUCUGCAACGCUUGUCCAAGCCCCAGCCAGGCAGCUGCGAGUCUUCCGUAUCUUCGGGGGUAAGGAUGCGCUUUGGCGAUUAUUUGACCGCACAGCACAGCAGCAGCAGCAAUGUCGCGGCCUUGCAGCACGUCGUGCAGGGCACGAGGUGGUCCAGAAGUAGCAAUCGAGCUUGACGCCGCCUACUCGAAGCAUGACAGUGUGUUCCUUUCGAGAAUCUCCUAGGGCCGCCAUUUCGAGACUCUCCCAGGGCCGCCGUUUCGAGCAUGGCUGAAGAAACGUUCACUAAUCGUGGUCGUUUAGAAGCUGCUGCCUGUUGCACCUUGACGUGCUUGUUCGAUCUUGUCAUAUCUGCCGUUUGCACUCCAGGGCACAUA